AUGGACGGGCGCGCCGAGCUGCCAGCCUUCCCCCGGGCCGGCGCCCCGCCUCUGGCCGCCAGCGACACGGUGCCCGCGGCACCCGAGGGGGCCGGGGCCGCCCGGCCCGCCGCGCCCCCACGCCCCACCUCCUUCUCGGUGCUGGAUAUUUUGGACCCCAAUAAGUUCAACAGCCGGAGACGCCGCUGCGCGCUCUUGGGCCCGGUGGCGCCUGCUGCGUGCGCCCCGGCCCCGUGCGCGCCAGCCCCGGCUCCAGCCACCCCAGGCCGCCCGCCGCGCGCAGAGGAGCUGGAACGCCGAGCCCUCGCCGCCUCCGGGGGAGCGGGAAUCGCCGCGGGAGCUGAGCUGCCUCACGCCGGCGAUCCCUACAAGGCCGACGAGGCCGAGGCCAACGGCUACAGCAGCGGCGGCGCCGGCGGCCGCAGCCCAAGCGCAGACAGCGGGGAUGAGGCGGCCGAGGACGACGACGAUGACGAGGCGCCCGAGGCGGAGGUGGCUCGAGGCGCGGAUGAGGCGCGGGGCGGCGGCCUCGGGGCCCGCGGGUCGGGCUGCCCGGUCGUAACCGAGGCGGAGGCGGCCCCCAUUGAUGAGACCACGACCCCGGGACCCCGCGGGACUUCACCUGGAGCUCCGGGUCCGCCAGGGGCCUCGGCGGCAGCGCCAGGAACCACAGGAACAACUCCGCAGGGCGCGGCGGCGACGAAGCCCAAACGGAAGCGCACAGGAUCCGAUUCCAAGUCAGGAAAGCCCCGGCGCGCCCGCACCGCCUUCACCUAUGAGCAGCUCGUGGCCCUGGAAAACAAGUUCAAGGCCACGCGUUACCUAUCGGUAUGCGAGCGCCUCAACCUGGCGCUGUCGCUGAGCCUCACCGAAACGCAGGUGAAAAUCUGGUUCCAGAAUCGCCGCACCAAGUGGAAGAAGCAGAACCCGGGGGCGGACACCAGUGCGCCGACCGGCGGCGGCGGCGGAGCGGGGCCGGGCGCGGGGCCAGGCGCUGGGCUCCCCGGCGGCCUCAGUCCGCUCAGCCCGUCGCCACCCAUGGGCGCGCCGCUGGCCAUGCACGGUCCGGCCGCUUACCCGGCGCACGGUCCCGGCGGCCUAGUGUGCGCCGCGCAGCUGCCCUUCCUGUCCAGCCCGGCCGUGCUCUCGCCCUUCGUGCUGGGCUCGCAGACGUACGGUGCGCCAGCCUUCUACGCGCCGCACCUCUGA
This is a messenger RNA of Chrysochloris asiatica (Cape golden mole), 1209 nucleotides long. It is a transcript of the gene NKX1-1, whose product is annotated as NK1 homeobox 1. The transcript is spliced from 2 exons. Gene Ontology annotation, biological process: regulation of transcription by RNA polymerase II; cell differentiation. The coding region runs from base 1 to 1209 and encodes 402 amino acids. Lineage: Eukaryota; Metazoa; Chordata; Mammalia; Afrosoricida; Chrysochloridae. Gene Ontology annotation, molecular function: DNA-binding transcription factor activity, RNA polymerase II-specific; RNA polymerase II cis-regulatory region sequence-specific DNA binding. Gene Ontology annotation, cellular component: nucleus. The record is from RefSeq and is a predicted model, not a curated record.